Sabethes cyaneus is the source of this 6135-nucleotide messenger RNA. RefSeq lists its product as uncharacterized. The record is from RefSeq and is a predicted model, not a curated record. Gene Ontology annotation, molecular function: protein binding. The transcript has 16 exons. Gene Ontology annotation, biological process: positive regulation of hippo signaling. Gene Ontology annotation, cellular component: cytoplasmic side of apical plasma membrane; cytoskeleton. Lineage: Eukaryota; Metazoa; Arthropoda; Insecta; Diptera; Culicidae. The coding region runs from base 1 to 6135 and encodes 2044 amino acids.
AUGUAUCACACGUCGUCCUCGCCGCCGUCGUCAUCAUCGUCGUCACCGCCACCUCCACCACCACCACCGCCACCAACAUCGUCAUCUACACAACAACUAUCAUUACAAUCAACACAACCGUCGCUGCCAGUAUCAUCGUCAGCAUCAUCCGGCGGGACACAUGCCGCCACAUUGCCGCGUCCGUCAUCAUCAUCAUCCGGUGGUGGUGGUCGUUUCCAUCAUCAGUGCCACCAACAACAGCACCAACAGCCGCAGCGAUCUCUUCAGCAGCAGCACUUCCAGCUGGUGGGCAAAGCCGGAAUCAGUUCCAAUCCGGCACUCCAACGGGUGUCCCCUCCUCUCAUUGCAUUGAGCCAAAAUCAAACGGAGCCAAGGCCGAUCGUCUACCAGAGUGGCCACCCGAAUCAACAGCAACAGCAGCAAAAGGCCGGGUCAAGACCCACCUACGGUGCCUAUACGAAUAACACUUUACCGCGGGGGCCUUAUCUUCAGUAUAAGUAUAACAACGUUAGCAGUAUUCCGAACGGUGACAAUAAUAAUGCGACUACCACCACCACCAUCAGCAACAGCAACAGCAGCAGCACCAGCACCAACACCAACACCAACACGACCACCAACCCGAACAUCAAAACCAACGACAGCAGGCAUGACCUGCAGGCCAGACAGAUCGAAGCUCUCCGUAGCGAAUUCAUGGAACUGGCCAGCAGUCGAGCCCAACAGCAGCAACGAAGGCUUCAGCAACAACAGCAGCAACAGCAACCAAUCACUACCACCAGCACCACCACCAGCAACAACACAGGCAGUGCCAGCGGUGACGAACGGGAUUCGCUUCGAAGCACCCGGUCCGGAACGUCGACCGCCUCCUCGACGGCCACGGCGGCUACAGCGAUCGUUGGCACCGUCGGAACCUACCAGCACUACCAACAACAGCAACAACAACAACAACAACCACCACCACCACAACAUCAACCACAAAAUCAAGCAGGCUGUGCUAGUAAUAGUAGUAGUAGUGGUAACAAUAGCAAUCGUCAAAGUAGCAGUAGUAGUAGUAAGCAUCAUCACUACCACAACCAUCCACAUCAACAACAGCAGCAGCAGCAUGACAUUAGUAUGGGUAGUUUGAAUCGAGCAACAAGAGUGCAGCCGGUGCCGGUGCCGGUGUCGGUUAGUGGAGUGGCACCGGGCAGCGGAGGACGGCCGCCUCCGCCGCCACCACCGUCGUCGUACGGUUCCGGUUCCGGUGUCGGCGGUUACUGUCUCAACUAUGUCAACCUGGCCGACGUGGUGACGCUGAAGCGGGUCAGCCAACCGGAGGGUUGGGCGCUGCUGUGCCAAUCGGUGCAGGCUCUGCAGGAUCUUUUUCUAGCCGAUACACCGUCAAUUACGAAAGUACGGCCGCUGAUUUCGCCCACCGGACUGCAGAUUACGUCCCGCGGUCGGGUCGUGUUCAAUCUGGUGUCGGUCCAGCAGCCGCUGGUGCAGGAAGGAACAGCCGGUGGAGGCGUGCCGCCUGGAACCGGCGGCGGCGGUGGUCCUGCUAGUGGCGGUGGUGCGUUGCUGGAUAUGAAAAGCUACCUAUCGCCCGAGUACGUCAACAGUCUCGGCAAGAAGAUCAAUUUUUCCGAAUCGGAUGUUGAGAAGAUGUGGAUCUACUCGCUCGGAGUAACGCUGCAAAAAACCGUCUCAUCCUUUUCGGUCAACUAUCGGCGGCACGGCGGUGGUAGCGGCGGAAUGAUGAAUGGGCAUCACAAGCAGCAGCAGCAGCAACAACAGAAGCUGCUGCUGCUGACAGGAAGCGGCAACAGCGGCAACGACGACGUCGAGGACGACGACGGUUUAACUGCGCUGGACCACGUCAUACUGGCGAUGUGCGAAGCGAGUCUCUACAAGCGGGCCAGUCUGAUGUUUCUGCUGGAUAUCAUCUCCGACUACUGCAAGAACCACCACCUGUACAAACCAUUCUCGCACAUGGUGAUCGACCUGUUCAAGGAGGUCGUCGCAUCCGUUUCCACCCGGAUCGAAGUGAAACCGCAUCCGCCCCCGCCAGCGCCUCCACCGCUAGCGAAAAUCAAACAAAUGAUCGAAUCCUACGAGGAGCAGAAAAGCGAUACCGAUUCCGGGCGCAGCUCGGAUCACGGUGAACUGGAAGUUCACCGGAAGCCCGCCGGGGGAUUACAACAGCAACAGUUGCCGCCUCCGGCGGCUGCUAUCAAUUACGGUAUCACCAUUAGUGGUCACGAUCUGGAACAGGCCCGUUAUUUCGGUUCGACGGCCAAUCUGCGGGUGAAACGAGUGGAUUCGAUUUCGCAACCAUCAGCACCGGCAGCGCCGUUGGCGGAUUCCAACAAAUUUCGCUCACUUCCGCGACCAACGGAGUCGAACCGAUUGGCGGCACUGGAAGCGCCGGUGCGGAACUACGCAACAAUCGGUUACUCGAAAAGUAUUCGAACAACGGCGGCGCCGACGGCGCCAACCGAUAACGGUGGGGAACCGAAGAAGCAGCAGCAGCAGCAACAGCUGCACGUCGUUCGCCGGCGGCACAACGCCGAAAUGCAACGGAAGCGAAACGAUUUUCGCCGGAAUACCAUCGACGUUACGAUGGUUGAGGUUAAGAUGGCCGAAGUUCAGCAGCAGCAGCAGCAGCAGCGGCUGCUGAUGCGCAGCCAGAGCCGGCUGGUGCCGUCCAAGUCGACGAAUCAGCUGAAUGUGAUCGAUGCUGGUGGGGGUGACUUGCAGCGGAAGAUAGGCGAGAUGAGCUUUAAUGCUACGUCGAUGCCCAAUCUUGGAGCUCCGCUGGUAUCGAUGCAGCACGUUAAUAAUUUGAAUACGGUUGGAAGGCGGAGGGAGGAUUACCCGCUGCGGAAGUCCAACAGUAGGGUGGAAGCGUUGGAUGAGUUGGAGAAGGGAGCCAUACUGGUGGAUGCUUCCAAAGGUCCGGAAUUUGUUCGGAAUGCUGGCGGUGCGCCGAAGGUUAUCGAUUUGACUGAUUCGAAGACUCAACACCGCCGAACUGUCACCAUUCUGAUGCUUAAUGGAUCGAAAGUGAACGUUGUUUGUAAUCCAACCACCACGGUAGCCCGGCAGGUGUUCGAAGCUAUCCUGCGGAUGGACCACCUGACGGAGAACUUCUUCCUUGGACUGUGCGCCCUCAUCGGAGGAGAUUUUGUAUUCUUACCGCAUGAUUUAAAGAUCUACAAGGUCGCACCACAAAUUUGGGUCAACACAUCGAAAAAAUCCGCUGCUUUGGGAGAAAACGUCGUUUUUACACUUUAUCUACGGAUAAAGUUUUUCCUUCCGACAUUGCGUGGCGUUAGCUGUUUGGAAUCGCGCCAUCUCCUGUACCUGCAACUGCGCAGAAGCAUUCUCGAGCGGCAGAUUCUCUGCUCCGAGGAUGACCUCAUCACGCUGGGUGGCCUCGCGCUACAGGUGGAAGUCGGCAGCUUUCGGGAAAAUAUGAAAUACAGCGAAUAUUUUACCAUUUCGCACUACCUUCCGGAGGAAGUGUACCGUAAGAAGAAGGAGCUGGCCAAGUAUCUGCGGAAUUCGCACUUUUGCAAGCGUGGCUUGCAUCAGCUCGAAGCGGAGCACAACUUCAUCCGUUACGUGCAGGAACUGAAGGAAUACGGGCUGCAUCUGUACAGUGCCACGUGGACAACGGAGGAAAAUCUAACGCUGGAAGUGUAUGUGGCCAUUUCGCUCAGCGGAGUGGCCAUCUUCGAGCGAAAUCUGAAAUUUAACCCGAAGGGUGCCCAGCAGGAGUUCAUCAACGGGAAGAAUUGCUACCAGCGGCAUCUGUAUGCGUUUUUCGAUUGGUUGGAAAUUGAAAACAUUUGCUUCUCGAAGCACGUGUUUUGUGUGGUCGUUCGGCGUACCGAAAGUUUAAAUCCGAAGGACAAAACCCGCGUUAAGUACAAGCUGAGAAUGGACGGGCGAAAGAGUUACUUCGCCUUCAACCUCGCAUCGGAACAUCAUAAAUUCUACAUGAAGCUACGCAACUCUUUCGUCUCCAUUAAAGCCCUCUCGAACGAACUGAACAUCCCGAUCGUCGAACCGGGUCGACCGGGUUCCGCCACAGCGGACAAUGCCUCUACUAAAGCCCCCAAACUGAACGUGGCCGAAGUCGACGAAAAGGCAGCUUUCGACGCCAAGCACGUUGACAAAAUCGACAAACCCUUGAAGACUACGGCCUUGCGCGUACGAAACCUCAAAAAAUCCAUGCUAAACGAUACCCGUCUGGCGAAGCUUCGCCAGAAAUUCCUCAUUAAACGGUCCAAAUCUUCGGUGGAAGGACCACAACCGUCGGCCUUGAACGAAUCCGUCGAAAUCGCAAACCAGCAGAAUCAAAAUAAGGAAAACGAGAACCCAGCCUACGGUUCGGGCGGUAAUUCGUCCUGUUCGCCGCAGGCGAUCUACCCAGCAUCCUCCGAGCUGAACCUAACCCCGGACGAUUCCCCCAAAACCUACAACAGCGUCAACCGAAACCGGGUGAAAAUGGGCACCCGCGUCUUUUCCACUCAAUACCUGAACAAAUCGUUCGAUAACCUGUACGACAGUCCGGCUGGAGGAGGUGGCCCGCUGAGCGGGGCCAGCUCCUUCCAGAACCUAGCCAACGGAAGCUUCAACGAGGACGACGAACUGCACCUGAUGAUGGACUACGACCGGGUGGUCGCUCCGCGCCAGCUCCACGAAAGCAGCGUCGACGACGCCCUCUCACUAAAGAGCAGCAUGGGUUCCGUGUACUUUAUGGAAAAGAUCGACGAGCGCUCCGGCGGGGGUAGCGAGGAAACCCUAUCGCCGAAGGCGUGCGUUAUUCAAUCAAACAUCCGCAGCGAGAGUGGUCACUUCGAGCUACCCAACGAAACCAUUUCCGACACACUGCUGGAGAAGUUCAACAACCUGAGCUGCAGCGCAGCGAUCAACGAUCGCAUCCUGACGUCCGUGAUUGUGGUGAAAGAUUUCAUCAACCCGAACGAACCGCAACGGCCACCGAGCAACAAAACGCAAGCCCUCAUCCGGAAGCGUUCGUUCCUGUCGCGAAGUCAGGAAUCAGUGCUGUUCCGCAGCGGAGCUGCCCGUUUGUCGGCCGCCUUCGGCGGUGAUGAUCUCAGCUCCGAUGGGGGCAUAGCGGAUUGUGGUAGCAGCGGGGAGGAUAGCCGGGGCGCUCGUUAUACCCUCGGAAUCAGUAUAGUUCAAGGUAAUGACAAUACGGUGUACGUGAAGGAUUUGGUGCCGAACGGGCCGGGGGCCCGUGCCGGUGUGAGGAUUGGUGAUCAAAUCAUCGCCGUGGAUGGGCGAUCACUGCUUAACCUGCCGUACAACGAAUCCCUUGCGGUUCUUCAGAACACCGGUCGAACGGUGGAGUUGGUCCUGUCGCAGGUUUACCUGCGACCAGCACUAAGCGCCAGCGCACUGAACAUCAACAACAACAACAGUUGUCAGAAGCGACCCAGCUAUCAGCAGCACAACGAUUCGGAUUUGUACCCCUCAAAAUUGGACGCAGUCCGAUCGGCCGUCAAUGCCGUUUCCAAAUCGAACAGUUUGUACAUUAAAAAUGGAAUGCAGCAGAACUCUACGGCACAAUCGGUGCGGAAAAGCCCCGUCGUUGGUGGCGGGAAGGCGACCUACGAGGAUAUUGGACAUCAUUUCGAAGCGAUUCGAUCCUACUAUCAGCAGCAGCAGCAGCAGCAAAGUCAGAACUUAGCAGCGCAACAAGCGAUGGACGAUCGGAAGCAGCACCAACGGUACACCAAAAAUGUGGCCGACAUCCUGCGGAUGAGGAAUCGCGUGCAGGACAGUGUUGUUCCCGGGCAAGGUGCGCCGGGACUGUUCGGAGCGCUGAGUCCCUCCAAGAGUAUGCCCGAUUUGCCGAAGAUCCUCCAAGCGUACAACAAACCAACGACGGUCAGUCCGACCAGCUCGUCCAGUGGGUCCUGUUCGCAUCGUUCGACCUCGGGGCAACCGAAGUCCCUGCCGGGCCCGAAAUCGAUGGGCCUCUCGCGGAAGUACACCGGCCCCGCUCGCUUUCCCGUAACGCCCGUUAAGGAUAGCCUGCGCACCGUCCUGCCCGCUCGUCCCAGCAGUCGCAUCCAGCUGUCCCUGUCGAACGCAUCCGAGGACGAGCAGGUGUUCAUCUGA